UGAGUGGGAAGUUCGGCAUGAGCGUCCUCGUGAGGCCUGGUGUGGGGCUGCUGAGCGCCCCUGCCCGUGCGGUCAUUCCCUGUCUUUGGAGAGGGAAAUACUUCAGCUCCGGGAAAGAGCCGGCAGAAAACAACCCGGUGACUCCAAUGCUGCGGCAUCUUACGUACAAAAUCAAGUCCACUGGCCCCAUCACUGUGGCCGAGUACAUGAGGGAGGUCCUGACCAACCCAGCCAAGGGAUAUUAUGUGUACCAUGACAUGCUAGGAGAAAAAGGAGAUUUCAUUACUUCACCUGAAAUAAGUCAGAUCUUUGGGGAGCUGCUAGGGAUAUGGUUCAUCAGUGAAUGGAUGGCCACUGGAAAAAGUGCAGCUUUCCAACUGGUGGAACUGGGCCCAGGUAGAGGUACCCUUGCAGGAGAUAUUUUGAGGGUGUUCAGUCAGCUUGGAUCUGUUCUGAAAAACUGUGACAUUUCAAUACAUCUGGUAGAGGUGAGCCAAAAAUUAAGUGAGAUUCAAGCAUUAACACUGACUGAGGAGAAGAUCCCAUUGGAGCGAAAUACUGGAUCUCCAGCAUAUAUGACAGGGGUUACUAAGUCUGGAAUUCCAAUUUCCUGGUAUCGAGAUCUGCAAGAUGUUCCAAAAGAGUACAGCUUUUAUCUUGCACAUGAAUUUUUUGAUGUUCUUCCUGUGCAUAAGUUUCAGAAAACACCACAAGGAUGGCGAGAAGUAUUCAUUGAUAUUGAUCCACAAGUUUCUGAUAAACUGAGGUUUGUUUUGGCGCCUUGUGCCACUCCAGCAGAAGCUUUCAUACAACGCGAUGAAACAAGGGAUCACGUGGAAGUGUGUCCUGAUGCUGGUGUUAUUAUUCAGGAACUUUCUCAGCGUAUUGCACUAACUGGAGGUGCUGCACUGAUUGCUGAUUAUGGUCAUGAUGGAACUAAGACAGAUACCUUUAGAGGGUUUUGUGGCCACAAGCUUCAUGAUGUCUUAAUUGCUCCUGGAACAGCAGACCUCACUGCUGACGUGGACUUCAGUUAUUUGCGCAGAAUGGUACAGGGAAAAGUAGCUUCUCUGGGUCCAAUAAAACAACAAACGUUUUUAAAAAAUAUGGGCAUUGAUGUCCGGCUGAAGGUUCUUUUAGAUAAAUCAGAUGAGCCAUCAUUGAGGCAGCAGUUACUCCAGGGAUAUGAUAUGUUAAUGAAUCCUAAGAAGAUGGGAGAAAGAUUUAACUUUUUUGCCUUGCUACCUCAUCAGAGACUUCAUGGUGGAAGUCAUCAGAUGAAUGCACAUCAGUCAAAACCCUCUCCAUCACCUGUAGCUGGGUUUGGUGAACUUGUUUGGCGGUGAUAUUUCAGUUUUGACUUUUUACCAAGUCUGCCUAGGAAACCAAAAUAAAGGGAAUACAUUUCAUAUA
Molecule: messenger RNA, 1413 nt
Organism: Diceros bicornis minor
Lineage: Eukaryota; Metazoa; Chordata; Mammalia; Perissodactyla; Rhinocerotidae
Gene: NDUFAF7
Product: NADH:ubiquinone oxidoreductase complex assembly factor 7
Exons: 10
Coding region: 18-1346 (442 amino acids)
Biological process (GO): mitochondrial respiratory chain complex I assembly
Cellular component (GO): mitochondrion
Molecular function (GO): protein-arginine omega-N symmetric methyltransferase activity
Source: RefSeq, a predicted model, not a curated record